This is a messenger RNA of Medicago truncatula (barrel medic), 2255 nucleotides long. RefSeq names its product DNA repair protein recA homolog 3, mitochondrial. Gene Ontology annotation, molecular function: ATP-dependent DNA damage sensor activity; ATP hydrolysis activity; ATP binding. The record is from RefSeq and is a predicted model, not a curated record. Bases 578 to 1672 code for a protein of 364 amino acids. Lineage: Eukaryota; Viridiplantae; Streptophyta; Magnoliopsida; Fabales; Fabaceae. Gene Ontology annotation, biological process: DNA repair. The transcript is spliced from 7 exons.
AAAAUGAACUCCGAUACUUUCGUGAAUUUGUUUAAUCCAAAGGUGCUACAUCAAGCACAGAUGACACCGAGUCUCUACUAUUGUUAUUGCGACACCUAUCUCUUUUCCUUUCGUUAGGAAUCCUACUGUGACCAUAGUAGAUAAGAAAUAAUGGGAUGGAUAGAAGGAUUGGGGAGGAUUGCAUGGGAAGAAUCAAGUUAGGAUAGAAAAUUCAGCUUGGGAAACUAUUUAAACCUCGUGCCUGUGCAGCAGGAUGGGAGGGAAAUCAGGAUUGGGGUUGGUUAGAUGGUUCGGAAGGAGAGGUAGUAACAAAAUGUAGGAAGAAGAGAAAUAGAGGAGGAAAAAGUAAGUCUGCAAAAGCUGUGCAAGAACUAGAGCCUAUACAAGUCAACUGUGUCUGAAAAAAUUGUGAAAAAUGAUGGAAAAGGAAAGAAAACGUUCCUAGAAGGAAAAUGAAUCAGUUAAUUUUACAGUACAGACCAGAGUUACCUUUCUAUUUUGACAAUUUGGAAACUGUAGCAUAAAGUAAGGUAGAAGGCGCUCUAAAUCUGAUGGAAGUGACUCAGGUGAAGAGAACAUGUCCAAGAAAGAUUUGGCCCUUAACCAAGCUCUUGAUCAAAUCACUUCUGCAUUUGGAAAAGGAUCGAUCAUGUGGCUUGGUCGCUCUGACACACCCAAAGAUGUACCAGUUGUGUCUACCGGUUCUUUUGCUCUUGAUAUAGCACUAGGAUGUGGUGGACUUCCAAAGGGGCGUGUUGUGGAAAUAUAUGGUCCAGAGGCUUCUGGGAAAACAACUCUUGCAUUACAUGUGAUUGCAGAGGCACAGAAGCAAGGAGGCUAUUGUGUCUUUGUUGAUGCUGAGCAUGCCCUUGAUAAGACACUUGCCGAGUCUAUUGGUGUGAAUACUCAGAACUUGCUUCUUUCACAACCAGAUUGUGGUGAACAGGCACUUAGUCUCGUGGAUACCUUAAUCCGUAGUGGUUCAAUUGAUGUCAUUGUUGUUGAUAGUGUGGCUGCUCUUGUUCCUAAAGGUGAGCUUGAUGGUGAGAUGGGCGAUGCUCACAUGGCAAUGCAGGCUAGGUUGAUGAGCCAGGCACUUCGAAAAUUGAGCCACUCCUUGUCACUUUCUCAAAGUAUAUUGAUUUUUAUAAACCAGGUAAGGUCAAAGAUUUCUACUUUUGGGGGAUUUGGUGGGCCCACUGAAGUUACUUGUGGUGGUAAUGCGUUGAAAUUCUAUGCCUCUGUGCGGCUUAAUAUUAAGAGAAUAGGGUUUAUCAAGAAGGGUGAAGAGGUUGUAGGAAGCCAGGUUCUUGUCAAGGUCGUGAAGAACAAGCUUGCCCCUCCUUUUAAAACUGCCGAGUUUGAGCUUCAAUUUGGCAAGGGUAUAUGUAGAGAAGCUGAGAUUAUAAAGUUGAGCUUAAAAUACAAAUUCAUCACAAAGGCCGGUUCUAUGUAUUACUAUAACGAACAUAAUUUCCGCGGUGUGGAUGCUCUCAAGAGUUUCCUAGCUGAGAAUUAUAGUGCUUUAGAAGAACUAGAAAUGAAGAUUAGGGAGAAGCUUCUAAAACCUGAGACAGACAAGUUACCAGAGUCAGAUGGAGAUGUUACGGAAGAAAUUGCUACCCUUGAUUCUUCUACUGACGAAGAAGCCAUAGCUGUUGUAGAAGCAUGAAUUUUUGAAUGAACUUAAAUAUAUGCUGUAGCUUGAUGAAUUUGCCAUAAAAUGGUUCGGUCAAAAGAAGGUCCGAAGAAGCAACACACAUGCCCUGAGGUUGGACUCUGAUCACUAAAUUUGGUUACUCUAAGUUGAAGGUGUAUUUCAAAAAGGUAAAGUGCGGAGUUAUAACUGUUGAUGGAAAAAAUAACAAUUGAGAUUGUGAUAAAUAUAUUUACAUGCAUGAAGGUUAUUUAGCUGUAAUCUGAUCUGAGUUUUCAUUUAACAGUUAUUAUUUGUAUUUUACUUUUUUAAGUACACCUUUCAGUUUAGAAGGGUCAACCCAUUUGAUAAUUCUUGCUUGUGGUUAGAUUGUUCAAGUCAGGAAUUAAAAUUUUGGUUCAUUUUAUGUUGGCAUGUGGCACAUGUAAGGUGACAGGAUAAUUUACUAAUUAGUCAGGAAGCAAGGUCAUUACUCCAGAGUUGGGUCGUCACCAAUUACUUGUAAAGAUUUUGCUAUGCAAUUUUGUAUUGUGAUGAAUAUGUAUCUCAUCUGGGACCAGAAUUUACACGGAAAUGAUGAUUAAUUAUGUUUGUGAAA